GCAAACUCAGCAGUCGACUUGGUCGAUGCAGAUUCGCGUAGCGCCUUCGCCAACUUCUUCUGAAUUGUCACAAUUGCGUUGGCGGCUUCACAAUAGUCAUUCAGAAUGUUGACAAUGGCCUCGAUGGACUUGCAUGACUUGUGAAUAUCUGCUCGUUCCACUAUCGCGACGCCCGACAUGAAGAGAGAAGGUAAACAAGCGCAGUCGAGCUACUAGGCAGUACUGUCAAGGUGUGUGAGGUACACCGACUAGCCGAAUAUGGGCAGAUUGGGACUUGUUGUGAUGUCGGUACAUUUCAUUCUUUCUCAUUCCUAUGUCUCAAUUCUUCGGUGCGGUUCAGUACUUGAUCACAUAUAGGUUCCUCAGCUCGGAUGCGAAGACGAGAGAAAAUCAUUGAGUACCGAUCAAGUAGGCUGCCGCGGAAAAUCUCUGUCUGGCCGAUCAAGUCCGCACUGCCAGACGGAAAGAUCGAUUAGGAUCGUUUCUCCCUUUGAACCAAAUGCACCAUUGACAUUAUGAAUGAACGGCGUUGCCACUGUCAAUGUGCCAAUCGCUGUCUGUCACAACGUACUAGUAUUCGAAGGUCGCUAACGUUCCUGAACCAGUGCACAGGCACAUCAGAACAGGCAGUGCAGGCAGUGUGGAUGUCCUAGGUAGACUUAUAAUGCUAAUCGCCCUGUUUUUCUGAUUCAGUAUGUAUCAUGAGACCUUCCUUCGAGAUCUACGCCAACGAACUCUUUCAAAGAGGCCAUGGUCAUCCGUUGUGGCAGCCACCGCCCUCAGUCCAAAGAGGCCAAGUUCUCAUCGGCGACGUUGGCUUCAUUGACGAAGGAUCUUGGAUUCGACUUUUCAAUGCCAUCCCGGGGAAUCAAGCUGUCAACACUAAUGGCGUUCCCAAAGGAUUCCAGCCUUUGAUACUCGAAGAUGAGCAUAUUGAACGAUUGGAACACUUCCUCAACCCUCAGGUUUUAUGCAGCAAUACAAUCAGAGAAUUUCGUGUCGAAGGACAUGCGUCCUCUACUGCCGCACCUCUAGACGUGGUAUGUGGAUAUACGUGUACGAACACGUCUGGUGCUUUACUAUCUAUACGCGACACGCCAGUUUCUGAGAAAGUCGUACGCUGUUCCACAAUUGUCGAGUAUAUACGCCAGCAUCAUGCCAGUUGGUAUCAAUUCGCUCGGCAGCGGAAAUACAAUGUGGAUAAGGAAGAGAUUGUCAUAGUCCAUGGUUGGGUCAAAACACGAAGCUGGACUGCAGCAGCCUUUAGAGGAGAAGGCGCUUCGCUUGAAUUGAAGAUCAGUACGAAGCAAAUUCCCCAUGUCAAUCUUGCCUUGGAUGUCAUGUCCUCGCGUACUAUCUCGCAAACUCCAGAGCAUCGGUCGGGUCGUACCGUUGGGUACUCUGAGGGGGAGAUGGCUGAUGCUUCUGAACCACUUCCGGACCAAUGUGUUUUCCUUCGAUACCACAAAAUCAAGUACAGGCUUGGCAUCUUUCCUGGCAUGAAGAUAGCAGGGAACGCAGAACCCCGUGACCAUUUUGAUAUGCACGAUGGCCCAGAUAAUGGGGUUGGAGAAGUGGUCUCAUCUUACGACGUAGAGAUUGUUCCUGGACAAACCAAGUCUCGCACGCUUAUCGACGAUGUCUUGGAGUACUUGCUCGAGCAUUCCGACGCAGACAUCGCAGUCUCGAAUGACGAGGAUGUUCAAUGGCUCCGCGAGGUCUACAAUUUCGGAGAUGGUGCUCGAGGAAUACUGCAAGAAAUUUGUCCUCUUCUCGAGAUCACUACAUCUGGCGCUGCGGUUUUGACCCGCAAGCCGAAGACGAUCACCGCUCGUGACGACUCGAACAUAUCCUUCGUGGAUCACUCCUCUCAAUCAGUGCAGGCGCAACUAGAUUCACUUGAAGAAAGGCUGGAGGCCGAAUCCUGUCCUCCUCUCGAUCCUGCGUUUGUGACGGCCUUCUCGGCCGAGUAUAAUUCAAGGACUCAAGCAAAUACCUCAACAGAUGCGGAACGUACCGUUAACAUCGUAUCAUCCGAGCUUGCCACGCCAGCAGAGGAUGAUACCGAUGCCUUUUCGGGUCUAUUCUCCAAUACAGACCCUAGUCUGACAAGUUCAACCACGGGCACCAUGUUUGAGACUCCCGUCGACUAUAGUCUACUAAAACCUUGGCAUAUGGGCUCCUAUUCCGACUAUGCAGUUGCACCAUACUCUCCUCCGGAUAGUGUGAUAGGUAACGCUCUAGGCCCAGCCCUUCCUCUUUCCUUACAAAUUCCAGCUACUGCCUCACAAAGCCCAGCUCCAUUUCUAUCACCAAUUUCAGCUCGCCUUCCCUCGCAGCUUCGAGCUCAGCUUCCCUCACCAAUUCUAGCUCGCAGUGUGUUAGAGAUUGCGAGGCAAUUUCCUCAUGCAGACCUUCUCAUCCCCCAAGCAGUCUAUCGCCCAAACACUCAGAGCGACCGACGGCGGUAUGUGGAAGAAGUACAACUUGAAGACGCCAUCAUGUUCUACGUGUCGGACCCCGAUCAAUGUGGCAUCUCUUGUCGUGAUGCUCUCGACAGCAAGUUCAUACGCUUGCAAAAUCGCGAUGAUCAGAUGUUCACCAAUAGAGGACCUAGCGUCGCUAUUCGGCUUAUGUGGCCUGGUUAUGCUCCCUGGAGUCGGCAAAUUCCUACUCGGGACUUCCGCAAUCCUCCAGGACCUAUCACUCGUGCCAAGCUGGCGAAGAAUGUUGCAAAGACAAUACAACGAUUCAUCGAUGACAUGGCUGACAGGCCUAUGGAGGAUGAGGCCGAUGUCCGUUGGCGUGUUGGUCCUGGACAUAUCACUAUCGAUAGGCUGGAUCUUGUUGGACUUCAGCACGUUUCUGCCGGGAGCUGGCAGGCUCAUGUCCGUUUACGGAUGUAGAGCAUGCCAUUGUCGUCCACGAUCGGUCAUCUGUAAUAACACCGCCCGAGCUUUCGCAUAUCAGGAAUCUAUAAGCCUCCCUUUACUAGUCCCGCAAUCCGACAUUCUGUAUUUGCUUCAUCUUGAUACUCUGACCUGUCGACCAGUGAGUGCUUGUAAUAUUGGACUAACACUCUUGUCUGUGAAGGAAGUAGUGUUUCUAUGGCCGCAUCCGCAACACGAUUCUGAUGAAAUCUCUGAGAUGUUACUCUGAAUCGAUACCGCAUGUAACUGCGCACUAAAUGUCGGACGCUAAUUAGUGAUAGAUGCGCAACGUUGUGCCGAACUCGAUGUGAUCUACAUUUCACACACCCGGCCUGCGUAAUAUUAAU
Messenger RNA from Somion occarium, 3277 nucleotides. Lineage: Eukaryota; Fungi; Basidiomycota; Agaricomycetes; Polyporales; Cerrenaceae. The record is from the annotation of a GenBank genome assembly.